AUGGGAUUGAUGGUCCUCUUCAUUGUAUCCUAUGCUGUCAUCCUUGUUGGAAAUGGGCUCAUUAUCGUGGUGGUCAUAAAUGACUCCCGGUUGCACAGCCCUAUGUACUUUUUCCUCUGUAAUUUGUCCAUCAUUGACCUUUGCUUCUCAUCAACUGGCAUCCCACAGUCCAUAGUCAACUGUUUAGUGGAUAGACCUGUUAUGUCGCUUCCGCUGUGUUAUUCUCAAAUUCUUCUGGGUCUCCUUUUUGGAACGUGUGAGUGUUUGCUGCUGGCUGUCAUGGCUUAUGAUCGCUUUGUGGCCAUUUCCAAUCCACUGCGCUAUACGCUCAUCAUGAACAGGAAUAUUUGCAUCACCUUUGCUGCUAUGACAUGGACGACUGCCUUCAUGGUUACAAUAGUCCCCUGCCUUGCGAAGCCAGCACGAUUCUGUGGGAACAAUGAGGUGGACCAUUUAGUAUGUGAAUUCAAAGCUGUCUUUAAGUUACUCUGCACUGAUACCUCUGCUGAUACAUUGGGCAUGUUUUUUACAAGUACUUUCACACUUGUUUUCCCUCUGAUUUUCAUUGUUUUUUCUUAUAUACGCAUUCUUGUUGCCAUCAUGAGAAUGCACUCAGAUUCCGAAGGGGGUAGGAUGAAGGCUUUUUCUACAUGUGGGUCUCAUUUGGCUGUGGUGGUUAUGUAUUAUGGCUCAUGUAUGGCCUCCUACCUCACCCCUCAGAGUAAAGAAUCCUAUUUAGGUGACAAGAUAAUUUUUGUAUUUUAUGCAAUAGCCACCCCCAUGUUUAAUCCUCUGAUUUAUACACUCAGGAAUCAGGAAGUAAUGGGGUCAUUGAAGAGACUAGUGAGUGGAAAAAAAUAA
Molecule: messenger RNA, 861 nt
Organism: Zootoca vivipara (common lizard)
Lineage: Eukaryota; Metazoa; Chordata; Lepidosauria; Squamata; Lacertidae
Product: olfactory receptor 13H1-like
Biological process (GO): G protein-coupled receptor signaling pathway
Cellular component (GO): membrane
Molecular function (GO): olfactory receptor activity; G protein-coupled receptor activity
Source: RefSeq, a predicted model, not a curated record